GUUAUAAACCUUACGAUUAUUACACUACAAUUAUAAACUUUCCCACCUCAAAGUCAUCUGCAUGUUAAAUUCUGCGAUGUCGCCAUCGCGGUUAGCAUUGCCGUCGCCAUCGCUGGUAGCUUCUCAAGCCAACUCUACGCCACCAUCAACAGCACUCAUGCCAUACUUGCUGCCUACUCCACCAAACAAAAUUGCCAAUCCAGUUCUCGCUCCGUCUCCGAUCCCAACACCAGCUGACUCACCGGUACCGCAUGUGCAUGUGGCUGCUCCGUCCGGCAACGCCACUCAGAUAAGUCCCGCACCUUGUCCAUUGCCUGGUAUACAGCACAAUGCAACUUCAAAUUCAACCUCUCCUGUUGCCUCUGCCAUUCGGCCGGUGGCUUCAGGUCCGCUGUCAAUUACCUCUUCUCUUCCGCCAAUUCAUCCUCCUCCUUCAGGACCAUCGACCCCUGUUCCACUGUUGACCCCAUCAGUCACUCAACCACCUCCUGUACGUAACACUCAUCCAGUGCGACAUUCUCCUCCCCUGCCCUUAUCUCCACCACAUCCUAAUCGCUCACCCCCAUUGCCGUUGUCGUCUCCACCAUUACCUCCACCUAGUGUGGUCGUUUAUCCCAAGAUUCCAGGGUCUCGAGCAUCCCCAUCACCACGGGUUCCCACUACUCCGGAGUUUGAUGCAUCCCAACCGCCAUCACCCCCAUCAUCAUUUACAGUCUCAAUCGGAAAUGGAGAUUCUCAUGCAUCUGAUUCUGGUUCAAAAGGCUUUCAUGCAUCAUUUGGGCUUAUAAUAGGAUGUGUUACUGGUGUUCUUCUUCUGUUUUUUCUGUUUCUGCUUCUCUGUAAAUGCCGCAAAAGUAGGAGAAACCAGAAGCCACCACUGGAAAAUCAUUACAAAAAACUCUCAGAGAGGGGAGUUCCUUCCUCAUCACAUCCGUCAGAAGCCUGUGUCAUUAUAGUGCAGCAGAAUAGUGAAGGUUGUGGCUCCAAUGACUCAGGUCACAGCAGUCCUGGCCUGAGUUCCUCUGCUAGUGUUUCCACGUACGAUGAGUUGAUUGUGGCUACAAAUGGCUUCUCGGAAUCCAAUCUUCUGGGGAAAGGUGGUUUUGGAGAUGUCCAUAAAGGAGUCCUGUCAUGUGGGAAAGAGGUUGCAGUUAAGAAGUUGAAGGCCGGAAGCAAUCAGGGGGAGAGAGAAUUUCAGGCAGAGGUUGAGACCAUUACCCGAGUGCAUCACAAACAUCUUGUGUCCUUAGUUGGGCACUGCAUCACCGGCGCCGAAAGAUUGCUUGUUUAUGAGUUUGUUCCAAACAAAACCUUGGAAUUCCAUUUGCAUGGGAGGCAGCAGCCGGUUUUAGAUUGGGACACCAGACUCAAAAUUGCAAUAGGAUCUGCAAAAGGGUUAGCAUAUCUUCAUGAAGAUUGUAACCCAACAAUCAUUCAUCGUGAUAUCAAGGCUUCUAAUAUUCUUCUUGAUUCUAGAUUUGAGGCAAAGGUUUCUGACUUUGGACUUGCAAAAUAUUUUUCUGAUGCCAAUGCACCUAUUAGCCACAUCUCCACCCGCGUUGUGGGAACUUUUGGAUACCUCGCCCCAGAGUACGCAUCAACUGGUAAAGUGACAGAAAAAUCUAACGUUUAUUCCUUUGGUGUCAUGCUUAUAGAGCUUAUAAGUGGACGUCCGCCUAUCAGCAAGGAUGAACCGGAAAAGGGAUUGGUUAACUGGGCCAAGCCUCUUCUCCUUCAAGCUAAGGAAGAUGGGGAUUUUGGUGCUCUUGCUGAUCCAAAACUAAAUGGCAAUUACAGCAUGUGUGAAAUGACUAGAAUGGUUGCUUGUGCUGCUGCUUGUGUGCGGCAAUCUGCAUUGAACAGACCUCGGAUGAGCCAGGUAGUCCGGACUCUGGAAGUUGACAUUUCUCUCCAAUCUCUUGAUAAUUCAGAAAGUUCAAUCCAUAACAUCCAAGAGUACGAGGGAUUGAACAAACUUUUCUUGGCACCACUCCAUGAGAUUACCAGCUUCAGUGAUUGUGGAGAAACUAGUCAAUAUGGUGUUAGUGCGUCUUCAUCCAGUAGCCGUUCCGAAGAAAAUGAAGUGAAGGGAGCAGAGGAUGGAACCGAGGAAUCAAGCAGCCGCAGAAAAACUAUUUGAUGAUAUUUUUGACCCCUGGAAAAAUAUCAAUUUUUUCCUUUUAAAUAAGGUAUCCAGAUUGAU
Molecule: messenger RNA, 2203 nt
Organism: Rubroshorea leprosula
Lineage: Eukaryota; Viridiplantae; Streptophyta; Magnoliopsida; Malvales; Dipterocarpaceae
Source: the annotation of a GenBank genome assembly